CCCCCGCGCAGUUGCUAUCCAUAUACAGGGGUCUUGUCCGCCCUCGUAUGGAGUAUGCAUCUCACGUGUGGGGAGGCUCCACUCACACAGCUCUUCUGGACAGAGUGGAGUCUAAGGGUGGUAUUGUUAGACGCGAAGGCUAGCGUCCUUUCCUGUCGCUCGACCAUGUAGGUAGGCAAAGUUACUUCGUCCCUCGACCGUAUUGAGAGACCAGCCCGCCAGCAGCCCCCGCUGCAUCUGGCUGCAUCUGGGUGUUGGUACGCCUGAUCGGCAUCAGCUGGCCACGCACCGGCCCGAUUUCCCGUUUUUUUCAAAAAUCAUGUUUCAUAUCGGGACUACAUUAAGAGAAAAUUAUAAAUUUAGAGAUAAACAAAACAGAAAAGCUAGAUAUAGCCGUAAUUAAUGGAAGACGACGAGGUGCAGUGCAUAAACUUUUAUUUCAGCAGUCAUACAUAUAAGAAAUUAUAAGGAAGUACCCUUUUAAAAAUAAUAGCAUUUAAGAUACAAAUUCAAAUUAAACAAUUAUGAAAAAAAGAAAAAUGAAAAAGAUAAUGCAGAGUGCCGAUAUGAAUGCAUAUUCCGCCAUCACAACAACGCGCGCGCACGGAAGCUGAUCGACAAUGGACCGCGCUGCACCACUUUCGUCAAGGCAGAGGAGAGUCCUGGUGCAGCUAGUGGAGGAAAGGCCUGUCCUUCAAGAUAGGUCAACCAGCACUGCGGUCCAGCACAAGAAGAACUUGGCGUGGGAUGAGAUCGCCAAAAACUUCAACGCCAUGCACCCUGAUCUGGAGCCGCGAUCAGUUCAACAAUUGAAAAGAAGUUUCAACCGCAUCAAAUUGAAUGUGAAAAAGGAAGAGAGAGCCUACAAGCUGAAGGUGAAGAGGACUGGUGGUGCCCCUCCUCCAUCACCUCCCAAGUUUACAGAAGAACAUGAGACUGUUGCCUCCAUGAUCUCUGGAGAACUCAACAUGGGCGAGGAUGUCUUUGACACUCUUGCCAUUCAAGAUGGGCAUCCAGUGGAUGAGGCAGGCACUCCCAUCAUGGAUGUUACUUUCACUGUGAGUGGAAAACUGCCACCGACAGAGGUCCCCUCUGCUACUGCUGCCGCUGAAUGUGCUGAAGCACCUGCACCUCCUAGUGCUUCUACAUCUUUCCAGCCAGAAGCUUCAUCCUCUGCAUCCACUGCACCAUCACUAACUACAUUUACAUGUAAUGUGGCCUCAUCUUCUGCUGCCCCACGGCAGAGGAGGAAAUUUGAUGCAGAGUACCAGGCCUGUCGGAAGCAGCAGGAUGAGUAUCACCAACUCCUUCUUCAACAGACCAGAGAGGAGCACGACCAACAGAUGAAACUGUACCAGUUUCACAGGGAGUGUUGCAGCGGCAGCUAG
Molecule: messenger RNA, 1388 nt
Organism: Eriocheir sinensis (Chinese mitten crab)
Lineage: Eukaryota; Metazoa; Arthropoda; Malacostraca; Decapoda; Varunidae
Exons: 3
Coding region: 621-1388 (255 amino acids)
Source: RefSeq, a predicted model, not a curated record